CCGCCCGCCGUGGUCGGCUCCGCGAUACACAGCGCUGCCUUCCAGACUCGCUUGCCCGUGCUCCAAAGUUUCGUUUACACGGACAGACCCAUUGUUAGACACCAUCGUCGCUUGGCUGCACGGUGCCGGCCGCUAACUGUCCUUUCGAUCAAGCAAAAGCCCAGUCACUUGUCUCUCUGCUGACCAUUUCACCCUCGACAGAACCAACGUUGCGGACAUCCCACUUGGGACUCUACCUCGCAUCCCGUCAGCCUUGGAGGCGCCUUUCGCAUCGAGAGCUAGCCCUUCAUCUGUACUUUCUUUGCACGUAGUCGCACAGUCUUGAAUCCCCAUACGAACUAGCACGUCGUCCUGUCUACCGCCAACAUGCCCACCGAUCUUGAGCAGCUGAUCGAAUUCGGCUUCCCUGAGGACAAGGCCAAACUCGCCCUAAAAAAGGCCGGAGGCCUGCAACAGGCACUGGACUGGCUCAGCGACAAUGCCGAGAAAUCGUAUGAAGAGCUUGUCGCGGCUGACAAGGCUGCGGCCGAGGACCCGGAUGCGCCGCCAGCUCUGCAACCUGGCGAGGAAGCCAAGUCGCUGGUAUGCAACGAAUGCGGGAAGCGGUUUCGCUCGGUCGCGCAAGCCGAGUGGCACGCCUCGAAGACAGAGCACCAGGACUUCAGCGAGUCGACCGAGGAGAUCAAGCCAUUGACCGAGGAAGAGAAGAAGGCGAAACUGCAGGAGCUGCGCGAGCGCAUGGCGGCCAAGCGAGCAGCACAGGCGGAGAGGGAGAAAUUGGAGAAGAAGCAGAACGAGGAGAUCCGGCGGAAGAAUACGAAGGAGGGCCAGGACGCGAAGGAGCGCUUGAAGGUGCAGGAGCAGAUCAAGGAGGCGGAGAAGAAGCGCAGGGAGAAGGCAGAGGACGCGGCCGCGCGGAAGGCCAUCCUAGCAAAGAUCGAGGCGGAUAAGGCAGAUCGGAGGAGAAAGGCGGAGGCGGAGAAGGCAGCCAGGGAAGGGCGUGCGGCACCCGCGCCUGCACAGGAGGCGCCAGCUCCUUCCAAACCCGCAGCUCCAAAGGCGACGGCGGACUAUAAGGAGACCAGGCUGCGGCUGCAGACGCCUGGAGGCACGAUCACGAAGAGCUUUCCCGUGGAAACAACGCUGUUCGAAGUCGCGCACGCCAUCACGCAAGAAAACGGCACCGAGGUCGCUAGCUUCACGCAAAACUUUCCCAAGAAGGUGUUCGACCGGUCCGACUUUGGGCAGACACUCAAAGAGGCCGGCAUGGUGCCUUCGGCCGCUCUGAUUGUCAAAUGAAGAGACGCUCAAAUUCUGAGAUUGAGUACGUUAUUGGGAUGAAUCACAAAGCACGACUACGGCAUAGCGAGGCUACUGGCGCAUGGCAGAAUCACGGCACGGCAGGAAAUCAAUGGCUUAAAUCGGAAGGCAUACAAAUGGCAGAUAACAGCGUCUCGGGAGCUGUAGAAAAGUAUAGCUAGGCCCACAGAUAGCACAGCGACAAGAGUGGCCGCCGCUUCAUUCUCCCAGCACCCACACACUCUAUCUCUCUUUUCUUAUCUUG
Messenger RNA from Verruconis gallopava, 1564 nucleotides. RefSeq lists its product as uncharacterized. NCBI's taxonomy places the organism in Eukaryota, Fungi, Ascomycota, Dothideomycetes, Venturiales, Sympoventuriaceae. Gene Ontology annotation, molecular function: protein binding. The record is from RefSeq and is a predicted model, not a curated record. Bases 367 to 1299 code for a protein of 310 amino acids. The transcript has a single exon.